AGCUGUUGUCUGCUGUAAGGGUCCUGGUGGCUCUGCCAGAACCUCUGUCACCCUGUGACCUGCACUGGCCGUGGGGGUCGUAGGAAGGACUCAGGGGACCCUGGAGCCCUAGAAAUGGACUCAGUGGCCAUUGAGGACGUGGCUGUGAAGUUCACCCCAGAGGAGUGGGCUUUACUGGAUCCUUCACAGAAGAAACUCUACAGAGAUGUGAUGUGGGAAACCUUCAGGCACCUGGCCUCAGUAGGUAUAACAUGGGAAGAUUGUGAUCUUGAAGAUCACUGCAAAGACCAGGGGAGAAAAGUAAGAAAGCAUAGGGUAGGGAGACUCUGUGAAAGUGAAGAGGGUAGUCAGUGUGGAGAAAACUUCAGCCUUCUUCCAAAUCUCAGUCUGAAGAAGAAAACUACAGGAGCUAAACCAUUUGGAUGCAGUGCAUGUGGAAGAGUCUUCACGCAUCAUUCAUGCCUUACAACACACAUCAGAUGUCACACUGAACAUAAAACGUGUGAGUAUCAAACAUUUGGGGAGAAGCCAUAUAAAUGUAACAAAUGUGGGAAAGCCUUCACUUAUCUCACUUUACAUCUACCAUGUGAAAGAACUCAUACUGGAGAGAAACCCUAUGAAUGUAAACAAUGCAGUAAAGCAUUCACUUGUUCCAGUUCUCUUCAAAGACAUGAAAAGAUUCAUAGUGGAGACAAACGGUAUGAAUGUAACAAAUGUGGUAAAGCAUUUACUUGUUCCAGUCAUCUUCAACUUCAUGAAAGAAUUCAUACUGGAGACAAACCCUAUGAAUGUAAGAAGUGCAGUAAAGCAUUCACUUCUUCUGGUUAUCUUCGACUUCAUGAAAGAACUCAUAGUGGAGAGAAACCCUAUGAAUGUAAAAAAUGCAAUAAAGCAUUCACUUGUUCCCCUUAUCUUCAAAGACAUGAAAGAAUUCAUACUGGAGAGAAACCGUAUGAAUGUAAGAAAUGCAGUAAAGCAUUCAUUUCUUCCAGUUAUCUUCGAAGACAUAAAAGAAUUCAUACUGGAGAGAAACCCUAUGAAUGUAAAAAAUGCAGUAAAGGAUUCACUUCUUCCAGUUCUCUUCACAGACAUGAAAGAAUUCAUACUGGAGAGAAACCUUAUGAAUGUAAAAAAUGCAGUAAAGCAUUCACUUCUUCCAGUUGUCUUCGAGUUCAUGAAAGAGCUCAUACUGGAGAGAAACCCUAUGAAUGUAAAACAUGCAGUAAAGCAUUCAUUUCUUCCAGUUAUCUUCGAGUUCAUGAAAGAGCUCAUACUGGAGAGAAACCCUAUGAAUGUAAAACAUGCAGUAAAGCAUUCACUUCUUCCAGUUAUCUUCGAGUUCAUGAACGAACUCAUACUGGAGAGAAACCCUAUGAAUGUAAAACAUGCAGUAAAGCAUUCGCUUGUAUCACUUAUCUUCGAGUCCAUCAAAGAAGUCACACUGGAGAAAAACCCUUUGAAUGUAAAAACUGCAGUAAAGCAUUCUCUUCUUCCAGUUCUCUUCAAAGACAUGGAAGAACUCACACUGGAGAGAAACCCUUUGAAUGUAAAAUAUGUCGUAAAGCCUUCAGGUCUACCAGUAAUCUUUCAAAACAUGAAAGAACGCACACAAGAGAGAAACCCUAUGAAUGUAAAAACUGCAGUAAAGCAUUCACUUGUUCCAAUUCUCUUCAAAAACAUGAAAGAACUCACGCUGGAGAGAAGCCCUAUGAAUGUGAGGAACAUGAGAAAGGCUUUAGUUCUCAUGCAGACUUUUGAUGAUAUGCACGAACGCACACUACAGUUAAAACCAGGUAGAUAUAAACAAUUUGGGACUUUUCUCAUCCCACUUCUUUCUUGAAGGCAUUCAAGGACUCAUUGGAUAAAAACAUCUUGAAUGUUGAGAGCAUGAGAAAGAGUUCAGUUGGCCUACACCCUUCUAUGUGAAACUCCCACCAAAAAGAAAUAUAAACGUAAGUCCUAUGAGAAAGCUUCAUGGAAAUUAAUUUGUACAUGAGGUUCUAGAAAACUUUGAACAGAAAAGAGUUGUUAUCAAAGUGGUAAAUAUAUUGUAUUUGUCAAGCCUUUCUUAAAGUGCAACAUUAGAGUGUUGAUUUCUAUUAAUUACUUCAGAAAUGAAUAUUAAGGUGAGAUGAUUCUGCUAGUCAUCCUUCAUAAAUAGUAAAUAAGAUUCAUAGGUAGUGCAUUUCCCUGAAAUCAGUUAAUUUUUUAUCUUUAGUUUUUUUAAUUAUGUUUUAAUUGUUCUGUGUGAAGGGGGUAUUGAAAUAUGACAGUUUGUAUUUGUUGUGAUUUUCUUCCUGGCGUUUUAUUUACAGUUCCUGGAUAUGCCUCAUCUAUUGUACAUAUUGUAUGUGUUUCAGAGAAAGCUCCUUUCUGGGGGUGGUGGGUGGAGGAGCCUGUUUUUAUUUUCUGUACUCUUAAACAGUUGGGAAAAAAUUUAUGUGUGGCAAGUUAUCCCAGAGUGUACUUCCUGUGAAUUCUUAGUUUCCUAUUUGUGCCUUUGCUGUUUGUCCUUCCUUCUCACUGGUAUUUGGUGAAUAGACUUUGAAUUAAGUAGAGGCCUGUGGCAGGGCAACAAAUUCUAGAGCUGAGCACAUCACCCCUAUACUGCAUUAUGUCAGUGAGAGUAAUCUGAAGAGCUAGAUCUUUAAGAAUUGGUCCCAUUGCUGGUUCCUUGUUGAAAUUUCCCAGUGGCCUCACUUGCAUGAGAUCUGGAAGGCAGAAGCACACAGGCCUUAGGCCGAUUUUUGAGCCAUCACCGAGGGAGGGAGACAGUUGCAUAGGAGCUUCAAGGACACCAUCUUCCAUCCCUUUUUCUGGAUUCUUUGCCCUUCUUGUCAAGAGUAUCUUGGAAACCACCAACAAUUAGUUGAUUUCCAUUUUGUUAGAGAUGCAUUUUCCACCACUUUCACAUCAAAGAUCCAUUCAAGGUAGGAUCUUUCUGGAAGGCCUCUUGUGUCCACCAGGACACAAUUCAGACCUUUGUGGUGGGAGUGUUCUCUGAUUCCCCUUUUCUCUAGAUGAUAAUUGAGUAAAGUCUAACAUGUAUAGGAAAGACCUUUGCUGUUCAUAGUGCUAGUGAGCACAUUUUCCUGCUUCACCAUGGCAUCUACAAUGGGAUGUAAAAAUAAGAACCUGCGAGUUUGUUUCUCUGCUGCCUUGUGCAGCAGCUGCUUGACCCAGUUCUUCCAUGUGAGAACAAUCAGCUUUCUCUUGUUGGGAAGACAGUGUGUGUUUCUUGUUACUUGUAGAUUGAAUGUAUUCCCCCAAUGUGAUAUCAAUGACCUGUGAGUGUAUGUCAAUAAAAGUAUGUCCAUCUGUUUGGGAAAUGAA
Molecule: messenger RNA, 3333 nt
Organism: Equus quagga
Lineage: Eukaryota; Metazoa; Chordata; Mammalia; Perissodactyla; Equidae
Product: zinc finger protein 709-like
Exons: 4
Coding region: 115-1758 (547 amino acids)
Biological process (GO): regulation of transcription by RNA polymerase II
Cellular component (GO): nucleus
Molecular function (GO): DNA-binding transcription factor activity, RNA polymerase II-specific; RNA polymerase II transcription regulatory region sequence-specific DNA binding
Source: RefSeq, a predicted model, not a curated record